Molecule: messenger RNA, 2649 nt
Organism: Aspergillus calidoustus
Lineage: Eukaryota; Fungi; Ascomycota; Eurotiomycetes; Eurotiales; Aspergillaceae
Source: the annotation of a GenBank genome assembly
AUGUGGCAGCCAUUUCCCAAGUUCUACAUCAUUCGACCAGACGGCAGACAAGUCCCGUUGAUUCCCCUUGACGAGUUGCCAUCGUGGCUACGAAUCGGCUACAUGGACUGGAAUGAUCCAAAUCCGUACCAAUUCAUGAUCUUAGCAACCACCAGCCUCGUACCUCGCGAAGGAGAGUACGAUGCCAUGUGCUACUACUGCUUGAGCAGCGUCGACAACAUGUUGCAUCGGAGCGCCUCCGAGCUCAGCACUGACGGUGAGGAUGUCUGUCCAUCGUCAGCCAGCCGUAUACCCCGGAAGGACGCCCAGUCUCUCACUGCUCUGGAAAUCGCCAGUCUUGUCCCCCGGACCGUCGAUCGCUACAAGAGCCGUACUACCCUGUCUUGCUCGCCUGAAGCCAACAAGGCUUAUUCGAGCUCUUCCCCAUUCCUUCGACAUCCGCCAUUCCAUUCAAACCUUCAGAGCCCCUUUGUUGGCAUGUGCUUGGUGCGUAUCACAAAAGGUCUCUGGAACCUCUUGCCGUUUCCUUCGUCACAGCCUCUGCCGAACCAUGUGCCGAAUGAAUCCACGUCGGACGACGAGCCACCGCCAUUACUAGGAGCCUGUAAUGAACCCCAUGAGGUUGCCAGUGAAGGAAUAAGGCGGCGACGGGAAAGCCCAGAGCGGCAGCCCUCAGACCACGAAGGCGAGCGGUCUCAGGAUCAACGAGAGGAAGACCCGGAAGAGGAAGGCCAACCGCAAGAAAACGAUAGGCAGCGAGGUCGGCCAAGGGCUAGUUCACGCCACAACUCCGGACCGCAAAACAACCGACCAGAGCCAGUUUUAUCAAAGGGUCUAUGGCAGAGACCUCAACCACAGAAAGAUGCUACACGGCGAAGUCGAUCAAGGCCUAAUCCGCAAGAAGACGAAUCACAGCAAGACCAGCCUGGGGCGCAAGGACCUAAAGGGGAGAAAGGCCCUCAAGGGCCGCCGGGUCCACCAGGGCGACCAGGCCCACCUGGGGCGCAAGGGCCACCGGGUCCAAUGGGAGAGCCCGGGCCACAAGGGCCGCCUGGGCCACCAGGGCCUCGAGGAGACAAAGGGUGUCGAGGUUAUACAUGCCGUGGCUGGUGCCGGGUACUCCACGAUUGUUCCGACGAGGAUGAGUCUACUAGUGACGAUAGCGGCUCGGAAAAGCGCGGCAAUCCAUGUGGCCUAGACAUGGACGCCAUCAGUGCUCGCCUACAGGUAUAUCUCAACGAAGCACAUAGAUUGGACGAAGUCGAUCCCGAGAUUCUUGAAGAGACAGUGUCCAUGCUCGUACUCGGUGCAUAUUGCAGGGGUAAAGCAGACAGGAGGGCCGUUGUCCAGAGUGUGAUCGGCAGGCAUAAUCCACACGAUAAAAUCCACGAGCAGGGCAACUUUGGCGUUAAUUCUCCCCAACCAGUGUCCGAGAGUUCGUUCGGACAGGAUACAGAUCAGCCGAAUCCUAGCCAAGGCUUCGAUGACUCGCGAAUCACAACCGACGAAGAAACCGGCGAGGGCAAGGUGAGUGAGAAGGGCGCUGCUGAGUCAGAUGGACCGCGAUCGGACCACAUAGAUUCUGGACAUGCAGCAAAGGAAGAAGACGCCGAGAAAGAGGGAGAUGAGGGCUCUUCUGGAUCGAACAGCUCAACAUCAGGUUCCAAAGACCCGGGACAUGCUUCACAGGAAGAAGACGACGAGGAAGAGGGAAUCGAGAAAGACUCUGCUGGAUUGGACAACCCACCGUCAGGCCCUAAAAGGGACAAAGACGAUGAACAUGACCCAUCGAGCGCUGCGGGCUCACAAAGUCAGCAAGGCCAGGAAGGGGCCCCGGAUUCUCAAAACUCCAGUCAGUUCCAGGAUUCGCCACCCCAGGAAGAACCUAAGGGCUCAUCGGACAAUUCAUCUCAGUCACAAGAUUCUCCAGGCCAAGAAACCCUCGGAAAGCAGGGUCAAUCGCUCCCGCAACGACCUGAGCCAUCUCAUUCGCCCCGUUCUCGCACACGCGAAGACGAAUUGGUUUCGCGAGAUGUGCUGUGUGAUCCGAAGCGCCCAGUCGAGUCAGGUUUAGGUUUGACUCGCAUGUUUCCCGACUCCUGGCCAUCGGUUUCUGAUGGUCUAGCCGCCCAGAUUCAGUCAGAUCUACCCAGCCCUAAGCUCGAUGAUUGGUGUCUCCCUUUCAUGGCGAACAACGCUGGCCUGGAUACCCUCCAUGUCCAAAGUGCCUCGAGAGAUGGCCUGGACCAGCAUUCGUCGGCCUACAGCACUAGUGUACUUGAUUCCCCUGUGGACUCGGUGAUGAGAGUCCAUCGACGUUCCUCAUUCCCCUUCCGGGCUGCCCCAAUGUCACACUUUUCAGCUGGCUCCGACCCCCUUGGGCAUGCAAUCUCAGUGCCAAUGGGCUACCCACCACAACCCGCCAGUAACGGCGACAAACUCGCCGAUUUAGUGAAGGAACAGGCAAAGUCGUCGGAAAGAGUAUGGCAAAAGACGAUUGUCCUGGAUGCGAUGCAUCGGCACCAUCACAAGCGACGCAAGCUUGUUCGGUUCGAUCUUCCCAUAGAGAAUCACCAGCCAAAGGAACGGCAAGUUCCGGUGCGAAAGCCCGGUAGUCUUCAAAAGCCGGUGGUGGUGAGCAAGUUAUGA